UUUAUAUUUCAAAAUUUCAUGAGAAAUUUACAAUAUCUUACUGGUGCUAAAUACAAGCGAUAAAAUGCAAAGUGUUUUAUCCAGCAUUUCACUAAUUUUACUCGUGAUAACAAGUUGCUGUGAGUCCUCACGAAGGGCGAGGACCAACCGUCAAAAUGAAGUCCCUCCAUACGCUGGCCUUUCCGAAUACCAUUCUGACUUCUACGACACAGUAUUUGGGCCAAGGUCGGACUAUUUGCAUUCCAGAGUGAAACGAUCAAUUCCACAUUGCACGACGGCGGAUGGGUGCAUCAAAGACGUCCUGAAACUGCCGGAAGGUUAUAAUUUUUUCGACAUCCCAUUCCCACCAAGUAGUGGGGACAAGCAGGAACCCAUAAAUGUCACCAUGAAAGCCAGAGUAGAGUCAAUUCGUGAAAUUAACGAAGUAAAAGAGGAGAUAACCUUGGACAUGGAGAUCACUUUGGGGUGGACAGAUUGGAAAAUCUUGGCUCAUCGGAAAAAUCUGACCAAGGACCAAGUCAUUCAAUUCAUUGCAGAAGGAAAGCAUUUAGAUAGAUUAGGAAACUUGGUCACAAUUAAUAAUCCAGAAUAUCUCAAAUCUAUCUGGAAACCAAAUUUAUACAUCUACAACCUCAUAGAAAAAACUCAACCUAGACUCAUGACGGAUUUAAUUACGUUGAAAUUUGAUCCAGAUGGAGGGUUCCUGUACUAUUUAACCCGAGUUCUCUUGAAGCUCUCAUGCCCCAUGAAAUUUCACUAUUUUCCGGCAGACACACAAACCUGUGAAUUUUUAAUUCGUGGAUUUUCAUACAACGAAAACCUCCUAAAUUUGCAAUGGUAUAAAGGACCUUAUCUAGCAGACCGGGACGAAUCAAAUUUUGACGUACAGUUAUCAGGAUACGAAUUUCGGAAAUUGAAACGUCGAGCCGAGAUUUACAACGGAUUGAGUUUUAAACUUAGUCUCCGACGCCGACUCAGUUACCACAUGGUGCAAACGUAUAUUCCAUCUUCGUUUUUUAUCCUGAUCACUUGGCUCUGUUUUUUAAUCCCUUCGACCAUGGUGGAAGCGAGGAUUGGAAUUUCGAUGACAACGCUCCUCACGCUGACUGCCAUGUUCGCCUCUGUCAGAGAGACCUCGCCAAUUAGUUCAUAUGUCAAGGCGUUAGAUGUCUGGAUGGUUUCGUGUAUUUUUUCGGUUUUCCUGACGCUACUUGAGUUUUCAAUCCUGGCAUGGAAUGACGAGAAGGAAAAGAAGAGAAAAAAAGCUCAGAAAGCAGGUAGAAAAUCGGGGAUUCGUGCCGAAGCGAUAGAACUCUCAGAACUGAUGUAUAAUAAAGCGGAUCCACUAAUCAAAGACAAUUUUGCUGACCUGGACGACGAUGAAGAAGAAAAAGAUAAAUUUAAAACGUAUUCUGAAAUAAUUGAAAAGUAUGCUUUCUUUACCUUUUUAUGCUUGUUCAUUUUCUAUAAUGCGGGGUAUUGGACCUGGUUAUUUAAAAGUUCAGGGUUUUAUGAUUGGGGUGCAGUUGACACAACACUAAAUGUUGGCGAUAAUGAGGGUGAGACCGAGUUGUGAAGUAAAAUCGGCAAAACAGUUGAAUGUCGCAGAAUAUCUUAACUCCAGGAAAAAUCAAAGCAAAUUGUAACAUUUACUCAAACUUAAUUGCAUAAUAUGGCUGCUUUUAUUUUUAAACAAAUAUCUAUGUAUGUAUCUAUCGGUCUAUCAUCUGUACGUAUGUUUAUAUUUAGCGAAUUAAAAAGUGAUCGUGUGCCUAGCUGAUCCCGACUUUUUUUUUACUUUAUCAUAAUUGUCUCGUAAAUAACUCGUCUUGUCGCUGGAAGACGGAAAUAUGAUCCUGUAGCGGAAACGAUAAAAUCUGAUUUAAAAUGGUUGUUUCCGACAGAAAUGUGUUCUUAUAAAACAUUGUGUAUCAUGUUUAAAAUAAUUCGAUUAAAUGGUGUUCCUUAUUUUGCGGGAAAAUUUGUAAAACAAAGCGAGAUUCACAAUUAUGCAACUAGAGGUGCUAUAAAUAAUUAUCGAAGCGGUAUGAAACCGAAAACUGAAUUUGGUAGAAAAUCGUUUAAUUUUAGAGCAAUAUGUUUAUGGAAUGAGUUAUCUGAUGAGGUAAAGAACGAAAUGUGUUAUACGAGUUUUAAAGAGAAGCUGAAAGAUUAUUUGUUAAAAUUAUAACUAAUUACUCGAUUUGUACUGCAUUAUAUUAUUAAAUUAUGUGACGAAACUAUGAACUAUAAAGCAUGAUAUGUUGUAGAAAUGUAUAAGGUCAAGUAUUUCCCACUUGAUGGGGUUUGAUCUUAUUUUGCUAAAAAUGUAAUGGACUGAUUUUGCGUGAACAAAUAAAUCCUCAUUAUUAUUAAUGUUGAAAACAUG
Folsomia candida is the source of this 2389-nucleotide messenger RNA. Its product is annotated as glycine receptor subunit alpha-4-like. NCBI's taxonomy places the organism in Eukaryota, Metazoa, Arthropoda, Collembola, Entomobryomorpha, Isotomidae. The transcript has 13 exons. Gene Ontology annotation, biological process: signal transduction; monoatomic ion transmembrane transport; regulation of membrane potential. Bases 65 to 1576 code for a protein of 503 amino acids. Gene Ontology annotation, cellular component: neuron projection; synapse; membrane. The record is from RefSeq and is a predicted model, not a curated record. Gene Ontology annotation, molecular function: neurotransmitter receptor activity; transmembrane signaling receptor activity; extracellular ligand-gated monoatomic ion channel activity.